Molecule: messenger RNA, 459 nt
Organism: Owenia fusiformis
Lineage: Eukaryota; Metazoa; Annelida; Polychaeta; Sabellida; Oweniidae
Source: the annotation of a GenBank genome assembly
GGGAUCGCGGGGGACGUGGGGGAUACGGCGGAGCCCCUCGAGAUGACUAUCAGGGGGGUGGGGGUUUCAAUGACAGAGGAGGGUACAAUGACAGAGGUGGCUACAGGGGAGGCAGAGGGUAUGGAGAUCGUGGUGAUAGAGGUGGCUACAGGGGCGGAGGUCCAGGUGGAAGACCUAGAAGAGAUAGUGGCAACCAACAGUAUGAUGAUUUAAAAGAAGCUUCAGCAGAAUCAUUAGCGCAACGUCCAAAAUUAAAGCUCUUACCAAGGGGGUCAACAGCUACGGAAGGUCCAAAACCAAGUGCUUCAGAUAGCGCUCCUCCAAAUCGCAACACCAGUAUAUUUGGAUCGGGGAAGCCACGUGAUAAAAUAGAUGUGGAUUUAAAACCAGAAUCUAGACCAUCAGAAAGAAAAACUAGCGAAAGUAGUAAUCAAUAGUUGCUACAUAUACUGUACAUAG